Messenger RNA from Chironomus riparius, 1321 nucleotides. The record is from the annotation of a GenBank genome assembly. NCBI's taxonomy places the organism in Eukaryota, Metazoa, Arthropoda, Insecta, Diptera, Chironomidae.
AUUUUAAUUAUUUUUGAUGCUCAGUCUGUUGUUAUCAUUUGAUGUCUUGACAUUGAUUCUUAAUUUGUCGUUUUUAAUGUUUUUAUAAAUUUUGAUAAUUUCAAGUGUUUUAUUUAUUUUUAUAAUUUACAAUACCUGAAAUUUACAUAAAAAUGCUUAAAAUAAUGAAGUUGAAUGCAUGUUUAGUGCUCCUCACUAUUUGUCAAAUAAUUCACACAGUCAACUCAAAAUUUGCAACAUGUACAAGUAAUGAGUCAUGCAUUCCCUUUCCAAUGUGUGAUGCAGUAAACAAAAUACGUGAUAAGCAACGAUUGUCUGCAGAAGAUGAUAAAUAUUUAAAAAGCAUUCAUUGCAAAACUGAAAAUCGUUUGGCUUAUGCCUGUUGUGCUAAUAAAGUCAAAGUCAAUUUUGAAAGCAAAUUGCCAAAAUCACCUAAAUGUGGAAUUCAAUUCAGUAAUAGAAUCAUCGGUGGAGAGAUUGCAAAUAUCGAUGAAUAUCCAUGGACUGUUCAAAUUCAACACAUAAAUGAAAAUAAUUCAACAGAGAGCUUCUGUGGUGGAACACUCAUAAAUGAAAGCUAUGUUUUAACUGCUGCACAUUGUACAAAGCUUAAACCAUUCCAAGUUCGACUUGGUGAUUGGGAUAUAGGAACAAAUCCUGAUUGUGACGAAGACGGACGAUGCAAUGAUCCAUAUGUGGAAAUUCCAAUUGAAAAUAUUACAGUCCACGAAAAUUACAAUUUUUCAAUUGAAAUUCAAUGCAAUGACAUUGCUUUAAUUAAGCUCCAGAGAAAUGUCACACUUAGUGACUUUAUAAAGCCCAUAUGCUUACCAAUUGACGAGCAUGUCCAAAAUAUGAAUUUAACAGACCAUUAUGUAGAGGUUGCUGGAUUUGGAUGUACAAACGUAGAGAAUCAAACGAUGAGCGUCAGAAAGAAAUGGGUUGGAUUGAGGAUCAGUCCACAAAGUUAUUGUAAAAAAGUUUAUGCUAGGCGUAAUGUUGUUAUAAACAGCAAACAGGUUGGAUUGAUGUUUUUUGAAAAUUUUUUAUUUAAAGUAUUGUUUGAAUAGAUUUGCGCUGGUGGUGAAGAAGGACGAGAUUCUUGCAAUGGAGAUUCUGGAGGAGCACUAAUGAAACAAAUCACUAAGCAACGUAAAAUACCAUAUUACUCCCUUGUAGGUUUAGUCUCGUUUGGUCCAAAUAAAUGUGGUACAAAGGAUUAUCCAGCUGUCUAUACACGAAUUUCUGAGUUUAUGGAUUGGAUUUUCAACAACAUGGAUUAAUAAUCACUCAAAACUUAAACUUGUUCAUUAAAAUAAGC